Molecule: messenger RNA, 5412 nt
Organism: Puma concolor (puma)
Lineage: Eukaryota; Metazoa; Chordata; Mammalia; Carnivora; Felidae
Source: RefSeq, a predicted model, not a curated record
AUGUCAGAUGAUAUCAGGAAAAGGUUUGAAUUUCCAAAUUCUCUUAUCCAAUCACAGGUAAUUUUUAUUUAUUUAAUUAUUUUUGCUUCAUGUAAGUAAGUCACUUGGAGGAACAAACUUGAUGUAUGUACUAACCAAACUCCGGCUUUGAACUUGCUGUGGGAGAAGUGUUGCGGUGAUAAUGCGGUGGUUCGAACGGCCUGCUGCGAGGCUCUGGUGGCACUCGUCGCCCAGGAUCACGCAGAGUUCAGCUAUGUGCUCAAUGGGAUACUCAACCUGAUUCCGUCGACCAGGAAUACACAUGGCUUGCUAAAAGCCAUUAUGAAGUUAUUGCAAAUGCAAGCUCUAAAGGAAGGACAAGGUGGGGAGAAGAAUAUUCGGAAUUUAUAUACUAUAAGAAAUCGUCCUCAGCCUUUGAUCACUGUGCUUGAACAUAGACCUGAUUGCUGGCCAGUACUUUUGCAGCAGCUGACGGCUUUUUUCCAGCGAUGUCCUGAAAGGAGUAUUAUAUUGGGAUUUGGAAAUAGUUAUUUUAAUGAAAUUUGUCCAGAUAUUCAUAAGGUAAAAGAUUUGGUCCAGACAACAGAAGUGAUGACGUUUAUUGAAGAAGUAUAUUUAAGCCUUCUGCGUCAUCCCAUUUUCUGGAAAAUUCAGCUUAGCCAGCUGACCCUUCAGCUCUUGUGUGUCUGUGAAGUCAGCUUAAAGAUAACUGGGGAAUGCUCCUCGUUAAUUCACCUUUUAGAACACAGCGUUGAACUUCUGAAGGAGGAUUUUCCUGUUGAACUGGUCAUAAUUGGAAUAGCUUUACUGCUUCUACAGACUCCAGCAAGUCAGCAGAAGCCGAUCUUAAGUCUGGCUCUGAAGCUCGUCUCUUUUGCUGAGGGUCAGAAAAUCCCAAAGGCCUCCUUGGUGCUGGUGAUGCCCCUUCUGCAGAUCCUGUCUUCUACUGCCUUGGAAGACUGUAUGUCCACGGACGAAGAAGGUCCCUCUAGGCAGCAGUUGGCUGUAAACCUUUUGGAAAUAGUACAGCAGGAAUCCUGCAGAGACGACCGCCAGAAGCUCUCCUACAAGCUUGCGUUCCCCAUAACCGGCAUGUAUGGAUCAAUAUUUACAGCCUGGAGGAUCCUCGAAGUAAUGAGAGAAAAGUCUGCUGCAAGUGACUGGUUGUUUUCCGUAGAGUCCUUGCUCCCUAUAACCACAGUAAUCCCUGCGCAUGUUUUUCUUUUGUUGGCUCACCUCCUUGUUGAAGAUCAAGGACAAAAUCUUCGCCAAAUACUGAAGGUCACUACAGAAUUGGCCCAAGCAGAUUCCUCUCAGGUACCAAAUCUGAUUCCAGUUUUGAUGUUCAAAUUGGGAAGACCACUGGAACCUGUAUUAUAUAAUGAUAUCUUGUAUACUUUGCCUACACUUGGUGUUCACAAGGUGUGCAUAGGACAAAUUCUACGAGUGAUCCAACUUCUUGGAACUACUCCACACCUAAGAGCUGUCACUGUGCGCUUGUUGACAUCUUUGUGGGAAAAGCAGGAUCGUGUAUAUCCUGAACUGCAGCGUUUCAUGGCCAUGUCUGACGUGCCUUCUCUGUCUGUGGGCAAGGAAGUCCAGUGGGAGAAACUCAUCGCUAAAGCAGCAUCGAUAAGAGACAUAUGUAAGCAAAGGCCCUAUCAGCAUGGAGCAGACAUGUUGGCAGCCAUUUCCCAGGUGUUGAAUGAGUGCACCAAACCUGACCAAGCCACUCCAGCAGCCUUGGUGCUACAAGGUCUUCAUGCCCUCUGCCAAGCUGAGGUUGUUUGCAUUCGCUCCACGUGGAAUGCUCUCUCCCCGAAGCUCAGCUGUGACACGAGACCUCUCAUUUUGAAGACCCUCAGUGAACUGUUCUCUCUGGUUCCUUCCUUGACAGUCAAUACAGCUGAAUAUGAGAAUUUUAAAGUCCAAGUCCUCAGCUUCCUCUGGACCCACACUCAAAACAAGGAAUCAAUUGUAGCAAACGCUGCCUAUAAAUCUCUGUCACAUUUUAGCGCGGGAGAGCAUACCGUUCUUCAUCUGCCCGAAGAGAUAAGACCGGAAAUCCCUAUUCCUGAUGAGCUAGAAGAAGAUGAAGAUGAUGAGGGUGAUGAAAAGGAUCUGGAUCUUUCCAUCCCUGGCUCUUGCUAUCUCAAACUAUUGUCACUUACUGCUCCUUUGGUUUUUCCAGCUUUGGAGGAAUUUUUUACAUCUCUUGUGAAGCAAGAAAUGGUGAAUAUGCCCCGUGGAGUAUAUCACUCUGCAUUAAAAGGAGGUGUUCGCUCAGACCAAGGAAAGACCGUAGCAGGAAUCCCCAAUUUUAUAUUGAAAAUGUAUGAAACAAACAAGCAACCGGGUUUGAAACCUGGCCUUGCAGGUGGUAUGUUAUUUUGUUAUGAUAUUUCAACGUACCAGAGUAAAGAAGGCAAACCAUUGAAUCGACUGAUGGCCAGUAGAGGGCGAAGUUUCAAGCAGACCUCGCUUGCUCUUGUGCAUGAGGUUCACAUCCAGCUUUCUGAGUGGCACCGUGCGAUUUUCCUGCCACAGGCCUGGCUUGCGUAUAUGAGUCGAGCCUACCAUGCCAUUUUACAGGGCAGAAUAGGAGAACUGGAUUUGCAGUUGAAACAUGGGAAGGAAGGACCCGAGGAGGUGCAGUACAAAAAAGGCACAGCCUGGCUCUGGGUCCGAGACAUGUUGACUGAUGAGAUCACCAAGACGGCUGUGAAGGAGAGCCCAGUGGUCAAGGGCAACGCGCUGUUAGCCUUAAGCAGCCUUGCUGUCGUCGUAUCCAGACACGAAGCCAGCCUCUCCUCCGACUCUGAGGGGGUCCCGGAGGUUCAUCCUAAUUUCCUUUCAAUGAAAGAGUGGGUUUCCAUGGUGUCUGAUACUCUCCUGGUCAUUGUGGAUAGCCAUCACCAACCCAGAGGACAAAUCUUCUCCUCAUUUUAUUAUAAAUCCUAUUCUGGUGAAAACACAGCCAGUGCCAUUGCCCGCUCGGCUGCCGCCACGGCUUUGUCUCUCCUCGUGCAAGUUUUCAUUAUCUCUUGCAAAGAGAAGGUUGAGGAAAUCCUCAACAUGCUGACUGCCAGGUUACCUGGGAAACCAAGAGCUGAUGAGUCUCAAGCCGUGCAAAUCCACAUGGGCCUUGCUUUGGGGAUGUUUCUGUCCCGCUUGUGUGAGGAGAAACUCAGUGAUAUAUCUGGCCAACAGAUGAACCUCCUUCUGAUGAAGUCUUUGGAUGCCCUGGAAAAUUGCUGCUUUGAUGCUAGUCUUGAAUAUAACACGGGCUGUAUAUUGGGAGUUGGACUUGUUCUGUCCCUCAUGAGCCACAGCAGCCGAAUGGAGUCUCGAGUUCAUGUGGCAGCAUCGCUUCGGAAGCUGUCUACCUACCUGGAUGACAGUGGGAGCCAAAGCAGAACAUUUCAGGAGGUCCUUGCCUAUACCCUCAGCUGUGUAUGCACAUCAGCAUUCAGUGCCGGAAUCAUUGAGGCUACCGAGGCUGAAGAUAUCAUGAACAAGCUUCAGCUGUUGGUAGAAAACAACCAACAGACGUCAGGUUUUGCCCUAGCGUUAGGAAACCUGGUUCACGGAUUGUCUGUGUGUGGACACGGAAAAGCGGAGGACUUGGGCCACCGGCUGCUCCCUGCCUGGAUCAGAAUUGUUCUGACAGAGGGCACUCCGACAAUGCUCUGUCUUGCAGCUCUUCAUGGCAUGGUGGCCUUGGUGGGCUCUGAAGGGGAUGUAAUGCAGCUGAAGGCAGAAGCCAUCCAGACCUCUCAUUUUCAAGCCAGACUUAAUGAAGUCAUUAAAACUGUAACUCAGGUCAUCAGCGUGUCUGGAGUGAUUGGUCUUCAGUCAAAUGCGCUCUGGCUUCUGGGCCAUCUUCAUCUGUCUACUCUGUCCUCGAGUCAAAGUAGGACCUCCGUUCCUACCGACUAUAGCUAUUUGCCCGAGAGCAGUUUUAUUAGAGCAGCCAUUGGCUUCUUCAUUACAGGAGGAAAAAAAGGUCCUGAGUCUGUGCCUCCUUCCCUUCUCAAAGUCGUGAUGAAACCCAUCGCAGCUGUUGGAGAGAGCUACCAGUUCCCCCCCGUGAGCUGGGCCGCGCUCCUCUCGCCACUCAUGAGGCUAAACUUCGGAGAAGAAAUACAGCAGCUGUGCCUGGAAAUUAUGGUGACGCAGGCGCAAUCAUCCCAGAAUGCAGCUGCGCUGUUGGGACUGUGGGUGAUGCCACCACUGAUCCAUAGUCUGAGUUUAUGCAUGAGUGCCUUACAGGGCCUGAGUCAGGCCAUGAAACUGCCCAGCCCUGCCCACCACCUCUGGAGUCUGCUCUGCGAAGCCACCGGGAAGAUUUUUGACCUUCUGCCAAAGAAGAUUCGGAGAAAUGAUCUAGAGCUAUAUAUCAGCGUAGCAAAAUGCCUCUCAGAAAUGACAGAUGAUGAAGCCAAUCGAGUUGCCCAGAUUACUGAGAGCAGCGUAGAAAAGGCUGCCUUUGUCAGACUGUACUUGGUCUCUCAAGGACGAUUCCCCUUGACGGGCUUGACUGAUAUACUCAGCGUUGCUAUUCAGCACCGUGAAAAAGACACACUAGCUUGGAUGGUACUGCACGGUUUAUACCAAGCCCGGAUUGUGAGCCAUGCCAACACAGGCGUGUUGAAGAGAAUGGAAUGGCUCUUGGAACUGAUGGGUUACAUCAGAAACCUUGCAUACCAGUCUACCUCUGCAAGACUCAUUCACAGACCUGCUCAAACUUUGCCGACCCACGCUUUGCGGGGCCUUGGCAGCGGUGGCGGCGGCAGGUACCCUCCGUGGAAGCCGGGCACGCACUUUGCUGAAACUGGGUGGCCCGCCCACCCGCUCUUUGCAGAUCCGCACGGGCUGACCCCGUGGUGGCGACCGUGCCCGUCCACUGUGGCCCCAGAUGCGGUGGCAUGUCCCCUCACCCUGGCGCACACGUCUUGGGGGGGCUUUGCGCAUCGCCCUCCCGAGCCCGUUGCAGAUCCACCUCCUCCAGCUUUGGACUUCUUGUUGCUGAUAUUUGCAAUCGCAGUGGUUGCAUGGGCAGACCACGCGGCCCCUCUCCUCCUUGGCCUUAGUGCCAGUUGGUUGCCAUGGCACCAGGAAAAUGGCCCAGCUGGGUCAGCUUCGAGCUUCCUUGGCAGGAGUCCAAUGCACAGGGUCACUCUGCAGGAGACUCUCACUCUCCUUCCCAGUAGCAUGCCUAUUCUGCUGCAGAAAGAGCCAUGGAAGGAACAGACCCAGAAGUUCAUUGACUGGCUCUUCAGCAUCAUGGAAAGCCCCAAAGAAGGCCUCUCAGCCAAAUCCAGGGAUCUUUUGAAAGCCACCCUGCUGUCCUUGAGAAUUCUCCCAGAGUUUAAGAAGAAAGCCGUAUGGACCAGAGCGUAUGGUUGGUGA